Molecule: messenger RNA, 2511 nt
Organism: Peromyscus eremicus (cactus mouse)
Lineage: Eukaryota; Metazoa; Chordata; Mammalia; Rodentia; Cricetidae
Gene: Btbd19
Product: BTB domain containing 19
Molecular function (GO): protein binding
Source: RefSeq, a predicted model, not a curated record
CCAUGGAAACUCACAGGCUUCCAACCCAGCCGCUGCCCGGGCAGGCUCCCAACCUGGGCCUCAUCUACCACCAGCUUCUCCGGGAUUAUAGGCCUUUCUAGCCUCAGCUUCUUUGGGCCCUCUCUGUACCUGCAACCCUUCCCUGAACCUCAGGCCUUCUUUAGGGGCCUGGGCCUUUUUUCUCCUUGACCUUCAGCUCCUCCACAAACAGGCCUGCACAGCUCCUGCCCUCCCUCUCAGGCCUCUCCCCUCACUAGCUCUUGGCCUGGUUGGGCCUCCUAGGCCAUUCCACCCUUUGCCCUGCUGCUCAUCCCUCCUAUGGAGAACCCAGGACUGACUGUGCAUGGGCAGGCUGCACCCUUUUCCACAGCGCUCCGAAGCCUUGUCAACAACCCCUGGUACAGCGACGUCUGCUUUGUGGUUGGUCGAGAACGGCAGGAGGUGUUUGCCCACCGGUGCUUGCUGGCCUGUAGAUGCAACUUCUUCCAGAGACUUUUGGGCACAGAGCCAGGCCCGGGGGUACCCAGUCCUGUGGUGUUAAGCACUGUGCCGGCUGAGGCCUUCUUAGCUGUGCUGGAGUUCCUGUAUACCAACAGUGUCAAGCUGCACAGCUGCUCUGUGAGCUUACCAAGCAGGGGUCCGGGUGAGAGAGGCUGGGGAUACGAGAGGCCGGAGUCUGCCCAUUACACUGUGGGUCAAGGGGCAGGGAAACUCCCUUCUGCUUCCUCAACCACCCCGCCCCAUGCAGGUGUUGGAGGUGCUGACAGCAGCUGUGGAAUAUGGGCUGGAGGAACUUCGAGAGGUGGGUGUCUCAGGCAAGGCAACUUGCUUCCCUUGCCUUUCAGUUCCUAGCCUCCUUCACACACUCACGGCCACCCUGGUCUACAGAGGUACCUCCGCACAAUUCACUUUCGUUUCUGUCCCCAGUUAUGCCUGGAGUUUGUGGUGAAGGUGCUGGAUGUGGAGUUGGUCUGUGAGGCCCUGCAGGUUGCUGUGACCUUUGGCCUGGGGCCGCUGCAGGAGCGGUGCAUAGCCUUCAUAGAGGCUCACAGCCAGGAGGCGCUCCGCACCCGUGGCUUCCUGGAGCUGUCCGCCACUGCGCUGCUGCCCGUGCUACGCAGUGACAAGCUCUGCGUGGAUGAGGCUGAGCUGGUCAAGGCAGCCCGAAACUGGGCGCGCGUGGGCGCCGCGGUGUUGGAGCGACCGGUGGCCGAGGUGGCGGCUCCAGUGGUUCGAGAGCUGAGACUGGCCUUGCUGGCCCCGGCGGAGCUGAGCGCCCUAGAAGAGCAGAACCGACGGGAGCCGCUCAUCCCGGUGGAGCAAAUUGUGGAGGCGUGGAAGUGCCACGCCCUACGGAGAGGAGAUGCGGUCCGAGGCGCACCGUGCCGUCGGCGAAGGGGAACCCUGCCCCGGGAUCACCACCGUUUUCUGGACCUUCGUUUCAAAUGACCUACUUCCGGAACUUGGGAGGCAUUCGAUCGCAAGCCAAACUACAACUCCCGAGGUGCUCUGCGCUCGAAGCGGGCUUCCGCCCUCAGCAAGCCCAGCCAGCCGGAUGUCGGAAGAAUAGUGCUCAGUCUGGAGCAAAGCUUAAAGCCUCCGCCUAGGAGUAGGGGCGGGGCAGUGGGCACAAGGUUAGGGCCGACGCCCCGAGACCGGAAGCGCGGGUGGCCUUUCUUCCAUGAGCUCACACCGCAUCCUGCUGCCGGUCACUCCUCUGUGCCCCUCUAUUUGGUAACGCGGUUAUCUAUUUACCUCAUCGUCUUCAACAACAAAUCAGCUUCCUGGCUCCAGGCUCAGUGCGGAUUUGAGUUUCUCAUCUUUUCUCCCACUCUUCCGGCCCCGUAAAUAGUGCUUCUCAUUUCUGCGGGUCAGGAACUGGGAUCUCCUUCUUGCCUACCUCAUGCCUUCUCCCUUCUAAUAGCACUUUCGAGUUGGUUUAGUCUGCAGCCUCUCUUCUGCCAUUUCCCCAGCCAAUGGUCCCUCACUCCUUUCUCCCUCAGCGCACAGUGCAUCCCUGUGAUGGCUCCCCCGCUGCGACUGUCACUCCUUCCCCCGAGUCCUUUACGUUCUUAACUGCAUUACAGGGCAAGCUACUAAAGUUCCUAGAUAUUUAGCAGUUCUUAACUCUGAAUUUGGGAGUUCCAGAAUUAACUUUUUUGGGGGUGGUGGGGAGGGUGAGGGAUGGAUAAUCUCUUACAGUGUAACCCCCAGCUGGCCUAGAACUCACUAUGUAAGCCAGGCUAGCCUUGAAUUCACAGAGCUCCGACUGCCUUCCUGGUACAGAGAUUAAAGGCAUCAUGGACUAUUACUUCCAGCGUAAGGAAAAAAAAAAAAAAAAAUCUGGCCAGUGGCGGCCUAUCCCUUUGAUUUUGAUCACAGCCUUUGAUCACAGCACUCGGAAGGCAGAGGCUGGCUGGCGGAUCUCUGAAUUUGAGGCCAUCCUGAUCUGCAGAGUGAGUACCAGGACAGCUAGAGCUACACAGAGAAAACCUGUCUCAAAAAAUUAAA